Molecule: messenger RNA, 1099 nt
Organism: Paralichthys olivaceus (Japanese flounder)
Lineage: Eukaryota; Metazoa; Chordata; Actinopteri; Pleuronectiformes; Paralichthyidae
Source: RefSeq, a predicted model, not a curated record
CCGUGGAAUGUUAUAGAGGAAGAGAUACUGGAUCUGUGAAAGUAUUCAUGCAAGAAGGACUGCGCUCAUCUUCUGAUCUUAGCCUGGGCUCUGCAGUCAUCCUGCCUGGUUUGUGCGUCUGAGAGCCGGACGAGGGGGCGGUGGGGUGGCGCCACGUCAUAUCAGCCGCCGCGCUCUGAUUGGCUGCCGAGUCUCACCCGACACAGCUGUGAUUGUUUUCUGCAGAGGAAGCUCUCGUCUCUGGGGCUGUUAUCGCCUGAUGAGCUGCAGAGGAGGAGGAGGAGGGUUGAGUUUGGACCAGACUCCGAAGACGUCUGGAGAUCGAGCCCCAAAGUGCCAAAUGCCCAGACUGGAGCACCGCUGCUGGAGCUGCUCCUGUGCGUCGAGCGUGGAAGCCAAGCACUCGUCCUCCGGAGCGACCUGGUUGGCGUACAAAGCCGAAGAGAUGAUGUCCAUCAUCACGUCGGUGCUGAGCCAGGCCUACGGCUCCCUGCACGACGUCCGCACCGCCAACCUGAUCCGCCGGGGCCUCGUCCUCUUCACGGUGGGGGUCUUCCUCGCCCUGGUGCUCAACUUGCUCCAGAUUCAGAGACACGUCACCCUGUUCCCCGAGGAGGUGAUGACCACCCUGUUCUCCUCCGCCUGGUGGAUCCCGCCGUGCUGUGGCACCGGGGCCGCCGUGGUCGGCCUCCUCUACCCCUGCCUCGACAGCCACCUGGGUGAGCCGCACAAGUUCAAGAGGGAGUGGGCCAGCGUCAUGAGGUGCAUCGCAGUGUUCGUCGGCAUCAACCACGCCAGCGUUAAACUGGACUUCGACAACAACGUGCAGCUCUCUCUGACACUCGCAGCCUUGUCCCUGGGCCUGUGGUGGACCUUUGACCGAUCCCGCAGCGGCUUCGGCCUGGGCAUCACCACUGCCUUCCUCGCCACUGCGUUCACGCAGCUGCUCGUCUACAAUGGCGUCUACCAGUACACAUCUCCAGACUUCUUGUACAUACGCUCCUGGCUCCCGUGUAUAUUCUUCUCAGGUGGGGUUACCGUGGGAAACAUAGGACGCCAACUCGCCAUGGUAAAGUUUGAAAUCAUUUCUAAAAUAUAA